AUGAGCUCGAACCUGGGAGGAGCCCCUUGUUGCUGCUUCGGCUUGACCCAGUUGCAGCCCGCCGCCGUUAGGCUCCGGUUGCCGCCUGCUCGCGCCACAGACACUUCGGCUUCCCAGUCUCCGGCGCGCCUGAGGGCGGUGCUGGAGCAGGUGGACCAGGCGCUAAGCAAGGGGAACGACGAGGCCGCGCUCUCCCUUGUGCGCGGUUCGCAGGGGGGUGACGGCGGACUCCGGGCCUUUGGCGCCGCCAGGCAGGUACCUCAACGACUUUAUACAUUGGAUGAGCUUAAACUGAAUGGGAUUGAUACUUCUGCUUUCCUAUCGCCCUUGGAUCUGACACUAGGAUCAAUUGAGAGAAAUCUCCAAAUUGCAGCAGUUCUUGGAGGGCUUUCUGUAUCAGCUGCAUUAGAACUUUCUCAACUCCAAAUCCUGUUUCUCAUACUAGGUCUACUAUCUUUCUGGUCCGUGGACUUUGUAUAUUUUGGUGGUGGGGUGAGAAACUUGGUUCUUGAUACAAUUGGUCACUAUUUCAGCCAGAAGUAUCACAACAGAGUUAUUCAGCAUGAAGCUGGUCACUUCUUGAUAGCAUACUUGCUUGGAGUGCUUCCAAAAGGAUACACAAUUACAAGCUUGGAUACACUUAUCAAUCAAGGAUCGCUUAACAUGCAAGCUGGAACAGCUUUUGUGGACUAUGAGUUCCUUGGAGAGAUCAAUACAGGCAAGCUAUCUGCCACGAUGGUGAACAAGUUCUCGUGUAUAGCACUAGCUGGAGUCGCAACAGAGUAUCUUCUGUACGGACUUGCAGAAGGAGGAUUAGCUGACAUCAAUAAGCUUGAUGGAUUGCUCAAGAGUUUGGGUUUCACCCAAAAGAAAGCUGAUUCACAGGCUCAUGCUAUCAUGCUUGAGCAAGAGCACUACCUUGGCCACUGCAAGGAGGAGAUGCUCAUGUUGACUAACAUGUCAGAUGUUGUGAACAAUGUGGCCAAUGCUCUUAGGGAGACUGGACCUGCCCAUGUUGAUGCCAAUCUGUACCUUGCUGUGAUGGAGAUGUCUGGCUUCAGUGAGGCAUUUAUUGUUGCCUACACCUUCCUCCUAGACAACAAGGCCCAAGGCAGGAGCUUUGUGAACAUGAGUGAUGCCCACAGGGCCCUUUGGCUUAGGACCUUCCUGGCCAAAAACUACUAUGUGUAG
Molecule: messenger RNA, 1191 nt
Organism: Miscanthus lutarioriparius
Lineage: Eukaryota; Viridiplantae; Streptophyta; Magnoliopsida; Poales; Poaceae
Source: the annotation of a GenBank genome assembly